GUCAAAACGGAGGUGGAGAGAGAGGGCUCCGAGGGCUCCGUUCCGAUCAUCGCUUAAGGGAAGAAAAAGGACGGCGAAACCCUAAUCUCUUCCCAGUCUCCUAAGAGAUCUCUCGUUUCUUUGCCUCUUCAAUUUCUAAACCUAAUUGCUUUCAUCGCAUCUGAUAUUUGCUUCCGCCAUGGGGUUGUGGGAAGCUUUCCUCAAUUGGCUGCGGAGCCUCUUCUUCAAGCAAGAAAUGGAACUGUCCUUAAUCGGGCUCCAGAAUGCUGGGAAAACUUCACUCGUUAAUGUUAUUGCGACUGGAGGAUACAGUGAAGACAUGAUUCCUACUGUAGGGUUCAAUAUGAGGAAGGUUACUAAGGGAAAUGUCACCAUAAAGUUGUGGGAUCUUGGUGGUCAGCCAAGGUUUCGCAGCAUGUGGGAACGAUAUUGUCGCGCAGUCUCUGCUAUUGUGUACGUUGUUGAUGCAGCUGAUCAUGAGAACUUAUCAAUCUCAAGAGGUGAACUCCAUGACCUAUUAAGCAAGCCUUCUCUCACUGGCAUUCCAUUGCUAAUACUUGGGAACAAAAUUGACAAACCUGAAGCACUUUCUAAAGCAUCAUUGACAGAGGACAUGGGGCUCAAGUCCAUCACCGACCGCGAAGUUUGCUGCUUCAUGAUUUCGUGCAAAAAUGCGACCAAUAUUGAUGUCGUCAUCGACUGGCUCGUCAAGCACUCAAAGUCCAAAAAUUGAGUAUUUAAAGUCCAAAAAUUGUUUUUUUUUUGCCGAUCUACUACUGUUUAAAGUUCGAGUUCUUGAGUACAGGUGGUGAAUUUUCUGCUCUUUGCUAACUGGGCUUCUGACCUCUCUUUGUUUGUUCAGUGUUAAUUGUUAUCUUCAUCUGAAUGGGUGAUCUGGGGCUUCUACAUGUUUAUAAAGCUCAAUCUAUGGGCUCUGAAGAGUUUGUGUUGUGUGUAUUUUAACUUCUUGUUGUGAGCAAUUGCUGCAUUUGUGUUAAUGGACACUAUGAAAUAAAUACUCCUUAUCAACUGUUUCUUCUA
Molecule: messenger RNA, 1041 nt
Organism: Dendrobium catenatum
Lineage: Eukaryota; Viridiplantae; Streptophyta; Magnoliopsida; Asparagales; Orchidaceae
Product: ADP-ribosylation factor-like protein 8a
Exons: 6
Coding region: 179-733 (184 amino acids)
Biological process (GO): protein transport
Molecular function (GO): GTP binding; GTPase activity
Source: RefSeq, a predicted model, not a curated record